Labrus bergylta (ballan wrasse) is the source of this 6614-nucleotide messenger RNA. The record is from RefSeq and is a predicted model, not a curated record. NCBI's taxonomy places the organism in Eukaryota, Metazoa, Chordata, Actinopteri, Labriformes, Labridae.
AUGACAACCACGACGCACUCGGAUGUGACAGUCAUUGAAGCUGCUGCCAUGCAGUCUUUAGGCUCCGAGCAUCAAAAGUCUCUCAAUUCUGGUCAAUCUGCACCAUGUGCUCUUUGGCCAGUGGACCUGAAGUUAACUCACUUGGACUGGAACGCUGAAGCAACCCUGAUACACUUCCAGGGACAGUACCUUACCAUAUGUGAACUUGACUAUACUAUCUUGCAAGGAGAAAUACAGAAUACACCAAAGAAUAAAACUGCUGUGGAUAUUGGAGAGUUCUGCCUCGUAGAAGAUUUGACUUCAGCUCGGUGGUACAGAGGAAGAGUUCAGAACCGGAAAGAGGACUUGUUCGAUGUGUUCCUGAUAGAUCAUGGUAAUGUCUUGAGUGUAAAUAUUGACCACAUAUCUUCCUGUUCAAGUGAGUUGUUCAUCCUUCCUCCCAAGAUAGUGUGUGGCUUCCUUGCAAAUGUACUUCUACUUAAAGGUUCUUGCUCUGUGAUUGAUGAGUACCUGGCAAACCUGAUUGGACAAAGUGUCACAGGGUACAUUCAAGCCCUGCUUCCUCACAAAGUGCUAUUGUUAGAAGCUUCUGACAUCAACAACAACAUAGUUAGACAUGGGCUUGGGAGGCAUGUGGACACAGAAACUUUCCUCCUGUUGGUUGAGAUGCUCACAGAAGUACAACUCAAACAAAACAUUGAGCCAGUUCCUGAUUUACUCAUUGAAAAGCCAAGAGGACAAGAAUUCAGCUUUAAACCAUCUGGCUUGCGAGGGCACGAACAAAUUCUGUCAUUCUGUGGACCUAGAUUACCUUGUGGGACAAGAGCUAAAGUGCGAGUGACUGCUGCUGUGAAACCUGGGCUGUUUUACUGUCAGAUGGUUAGUAAGGAAACAGAACUAUGGGAGAUGUCAAGAAAGCUGGCUGAAGUUUGUGAGUACACAACAAAAGAACACACUCAGAAGACACCAGAAAACCUGGGCUUACUGUGCUCCAUAAAGGGGAAAGACGGGAGAUGGUACAGAGGCUUUGUGCAAUAUCUUCCAGUCAACUCUCAAGUUAGAGUUUUGUUUAUUGACUAUGGAUUUUUAGAAUCGGUCAAAGUUGAAAACGUCCACAAGUUGCCAUCAGGUAUUUAUUCAACACCAAUCAUGGCGUUCCCAUGCUCACUUUCAUGUCUAAGCGACCAGGAUGAGGCGCUUAAAACUCAACAGUUGAGUUUUCUCAAGGCUGGCUUGCUUGGAAAGGUGUUGGACGUGGACAUCAGAGGCUUUGAUGAAGAUAGGCUUCUGUACCCUAUCACAGUGAUUGGUGCUGAAGAUAAUCGAGUGAAGAAACCAGAGAUCAUUCAAGAGAUUCCUGCAAUGAAGAUUGAGUCAGUUUUUGAAAGGGAGGAGUUGUCUCAGAGUAGCCAUUUAAACUAUGAGACAAUCGUGAGCAAAACUUUAAAUGAAACACUGGAAGAAGAGGAGCUGCAAGUAAACUCUGUCUUUGUUGGCUACGUCGAGCAUGUCCAAAAUCCAAGCAAUUUCUGGAUCAGAACACAAAAACGCAAUGAUGAGUUUGAGGAGAUGAUGGCAAAAAUGUCAGAUCACUUCGAUCAAGUGAAGCUGGAUGAAGAUGUACUGUUGAAUCCUGAGCUGGGGACAAUGUGCUGUGCAGUUUAUGAGGAAGACAUGCAUUUCUACAGAGGUGUAGUGACAGACACUCUUGAGCAUGGAGCUGAGGUUCUGUUCAUUGACUUUGGCAACAUUGAGAAAGUGCCACACAUGUUGAUCAAAAAGAUACCCGAGACAUUUGCCAGCAAGUCAGCGUUCGCCAUUUGUUGUUCACUUGUUAAUGUUAUUCCUUUGGAUGAAGUAUGGACCAAUGCCACCUCUUGCUUUUUCAAACGAGCUGUGUCCAACAAAGCCUUGCUAGUCCAUGUUGUCGAGGUGAAAAAAAACAAAUUUGUAGUGGAUCUCAAAGAGAUGGGUGAAAACAAUCAGAGCAUCACUGAGCUUCUGAUCUCCUCAAAUCAAGCAGAAUUCUGGAACAACAUUACCAUAGAGCCUGUAGCGCAAAAAAAUACAGAAAAGACAAGAUGCCCAGAAUAUGGUGUGACAUCAGACGUCAAUGAAUGUAACGAGCAAUGGGAGGAUUGUGAAGACGAAGAGAAAAAAAGCACAAAGGAAACCGACAAGGUCCAAACCCCUGCUAGUUUCAAAGCAUUAACUAUCACACCAGGGUGUGAUUUCGCUGUGCGGUGCAUUUCCAUCAGUUCUCCAUCAGAGUUCUGGUGCCAGCCUCUUGACAAAGCUCAAGAGUUGGAGGAACUGAUGGCUAAAGUUCAGCAUUAUUACUCAACUAAACGAGUCCCCUUACGAUCAGGAGAUUCGUGUUGUGUUGCUGUGUCACCUAAAGAUAAGAGAGGUUACAGGGCCUUUGUCAUAGAACAAAUGAAUCAGCAUGUCAAAGUGAUGCUGGUUGACUUUGGCAACACCAUAAUGAUAAAUGAGCACAACCUGCAAGCUAUAAUGCCAGAAUUUCUUAAUUUGGAGGGACUAGCUUUCAGAUGCAGCCUUUACAAUGGGAUUGAACCUGCUGCUCACAAGAACUCAGGGUAUUGGACUCCAGAGGUACUUAACACGAUGACCGAUUUUGUCCUUAACAGCGCCGGUGCCCUAAGAUGCAAAGUUGUCUCACAGUUGAAUAUCAAAGACAAAGGGUUGUGCAAUGUUGUUGAUCUCCACAAUGCCCAGUCCAAACAGAGCAUAACGAAACUGCUUGUGGAACAAGGCAUGGCAACAGAGGCGGCAAUCUCAACAAAGCAAAUGUCAACAGUGUUCCCUGAGUCUUUUACCUACUCUUCAUACGAUCUGACUCCUGGAAAGGAAGAACAUGUCUUCAUCACUCAUGUGAGCAGUCAUUGUGAGCUCUACUGCCACCUUGAGAGAAACACGGAAGUAAUUGAACUGCUUGAAACUAAAAUCUCUGAGGAGAGUGAGAAAAUGAUACAAGCCAGUACAAAAGCUGUCGUGAAUAAGCUGUGUCUGGCUAAAUACUUGGAUGGCAAAUGGUACAGGGGCUUGACACACCCUGUUCAGUCACCUCUGCAUCUCAAUGUGUUUUUUGUGGAUUACGGAAACACAAACAUAUCAGAAAAAAAUCACGUCAUGUUGAUCCCCAGAGACUCUGGUGAGUUGUUGUACACGCCCAUGCAGGCUUUGAGAUGCAGCCUUGCUUCAGUGUCCAAGGGAGAGUUCUAUGCAGAUGUCAAGGAAUGGCUCGAUGGUGCGAUUCUCAACAAGCAAGUUAGAGCUGUCAUAGUUGGAAACAGCGAUGAUGGAUCAUUUGAUGUUGAACUGUUUGAUGGAGAUGUUAACAUCAAUGAGAAGGUAAAUGAGCUUAUUUUCAGUCUUUCGCCUAAACCAAAAGCAAACAUCAGUUUUGACAUAAACAGCAUACAGGGAUACCAGAAAUCUCUCAGCUCAGACAUCACAAAGCCAUCAGUCAAGUGCAAGAAUCAGCGUAACAGACGAUCUUCAAGCUCUCCUGCAUGUAAAGCACACAGAGGCACUCAAGCUGAGAGGGAAACCCAUAAAAAGACAGGAAACACGAGAAGUGUUCGUGGGAAAAAACAGCACAAUAACACAAAAGUCAAACAAGGAAAUGAGGGCAAUACAAAGAAUCACGUCCCUGAAAAGCCUCUGAAAUCCUCUCCAGAUAAAGACCAGAGAGAGUAUUUGGAUACCAACACAAAGUCCAAACAUACACAAUUGACAGAAGAAACACAGAUACCUCAGCUCUCGUGUUUGCCGAACAUGAAGGUGGGUGGCAGUUUUAUGGCCAAGUGUUUUGUCUCCCACAUUGACUCAGUCGACAGUUUUUUCCUCCAACUGUCAGUAGAUGAAUCUGCCAUCUUGAAAAUGGUUGAAGAUCUCAACUCAGGUGUCCUCCGAGAUUCAUUGACUGCUGCCACAUCUUUGAGAAUCAAUGACCUUGUUCUGGCUGAGUAUGAGGAAGAUGGCGCUCUGUAUCGUGCUGUUGUGAAGGACUUUGAAGGAAGUUCCUGUCUCAAAGUAGAGUUUGUGGACUACGGAAACUCAGCAGUCAUUGCGAAGGAGAAGAUCUACUCCAUACCAAAGGAAUAUCUGUCUCAACCCAGAUUUGGCAUACCAUGCUCCUUAUUGUACACAAACCUGUACAAAGACGAUGAGUCUUUCACUGAAGCUGUCAUGGAGAAGCCUCUCUGGGUAGAUUUUGUCUGUCAGUGGGGAACUCAGUGGAAAGUCAAGAUCGAGAUUCAUGAAGUUCCAGCUAUACUUGGAGCUACUGUUGAAAGAAGUACCAAAAGGGAAAAAGAAAGGGAAGCCCCCCAGAGUUCAUCUGAAAUAGAAGAGCGAGUGAGACCCUGUGAACAGACCAACUUGAAAAAAGCUGUAACACAGAAGGAAGCAACUACAUCCGAAACGAUGCCUACUGCAUAUGGGGAAACCUUGACCCGAGAUCCACCACCUGGCACACUGGCACCAAAACUAAAGGUGAUAAACUACAGGCGGCAUAAAACAACACGAACCAGAAACAGGACUCGGAAGAAAGCUGCUUUGAAAUCCUCUGUCAAAGCAAGUGAUUGGGCAGAUGCAGUCAUUCCCUCAAAAAUUCAAGCUGGCACAGAAAAUGCUACAUUCCUGUCGGUUCUGAGUAAUGGCAAUUUUUACAUCAGACUAAAUAAGACCAGUGAACUGCUUGCUGCACUGAAAAGUCGCAUAGCUGACAACCUUUACAAGUGCAAGGUGGUGGCUGAAGAGGAUGUCAAAGUAGGCCUCAAGUGCUUAGUUAAGGUGGACAAGGACACGCAGUGGCACAGGGCUGUUGUUCAACACGUGGGCCUGGGGAAAAGCCAGGUCCUACUCGUGGAUCAAGGAGUAUCAGAGGAAAUCCCAAAUGGCUUAAUCCGAAAUACUUGCAGUGACCUGACAGAAAUCCAGAACCUUGCAGUUCUGUGCAAGGUGCACAGCCUUGGGUUCAGUGAGAGAGCAUGUGCUGACACAUCAUGCUGGGAAACCCUACAACUUUUAGUGGAUAAAGAAGUCAAGCUGACGUUUGUCUGUUAUUCAAAAGUGGAUCAACUCUGGGUGGUUGAGAUUGUCAUGAAUGGAUUGUUCCUCGUUCAGCAGAAUGAGAUGAUCCAGACACCUGCUGAAACCAGAAAUGAGACAGAAGAAGAAGAAAAAAUACAUUUGGACGUGAACACAAGUCCUCUUCAGCAACUUGUCUUUGCUCCUGUUGAUAUAGACAAAAUGUAUCCUGGAUUUGCUGCCGCAGUGACGACCCCCUUCGAGUUCUGCCUUGUUCUGGAAGACUUGCUCCUAAUCAUGAACAAACUAUCCCUGAUGUUGGAUGACCUCCCUGAGCAGAUGCCUCCUCUCCCUGAAGUCCACCUUGUCCCUGGCACCUGCUGCCUGAUAAAAUCAGAGUCCAAGAACAAGUGGUGCAGGGCUGAAAUUGUAAACGCCGACACCAUAGCAGUUCUAAACCUGGUGGAUUACGGCCAUUGUGAAUGCAUGCAGUGUGAGGACUUUUCCGAGCUGAAGGUGCUUCCAGCAGAGAUGACGAACAUCCCAAAGGUGACAUUCCCCUGCAUCCUGAGAGGGGUGAAGCCAGUUGAUGAGGAUGGACAGUGGACCGAUGAUGCCGCAGUGUUCUUCCAGCAGUGUUUGUACCAGAAGAACCUCCAGAUCUUCUUCAGGGAGUUUGAGUCCAACACACACUGGAAGGUGGACAUCCUGGCUGAUGGCGUCCAUGUGGCCAAAGAGCUGGUCGAUGCUGGGCACGCCAACUACAUAGACGUCAUGCUAGGAUUGCGGUUCCAGGAGCAGAGCCUCUGUAAAGCCGCCUCUCGUAGCCCUGACAGUGGAGACGAGUUUGUCCAAGCAGAUGAAGCCUCCGAUGGGACGUCCCAUCUCUCUGUCGACUUUACUGAUGAAGCCGGGACGGUGCCACUCAGCGCCGUGUCUGGAUUUAGACAUUGUUUUCUGAUGUGAAGGCGGUGUGCUUGAAUCCUGUCCCUGAAAUGAGCAGCGAGACCCUGGAUGCAGUGAUUCCCUGUCGCCUAGCGUCGGAUGAUUCAUGUGAUAUGCAGCUUGUUGAAAUGUUCGGCCAAAAGAUCCUCUACAUGUCUGCGUUUGGUGAAUGACGGCUGCUUAAGAAUAAAUCACAAAAAAAGAAUAAUCACAUCUCAGAUUAAUCAAAACUACCUUUAAGUUACGUUUACAUGUUAUGUAUUUUUAUUUUGAGAGAAACCGGUUGUUUUUCUUUCCAUUUUAUUCACGUAGUUUCAGUCGUUUUUGAAGAUUGUUGAGUCAGCAGCGCCACGUCUCUAAAAAAUAAAGGUAGAUGGUGAGGUUAGAAAACAGAAACAUUUAGUUCUGGUGUAAAUCAGGUGUUUUAUGCAUGACUCUUAAAAAAAAAAGUGGUUUUAUGGGAACUUGUGAAUAAGUCUACUUUGGUCAUUUGGAGUUUUGGUUUUCAUUUGGCACUUAUUGGAACUUCUCACUGCAAUUUAAACUUAAACUGUAAUUAACUUGCUGUAAUUGGGGUUUUUUUUGUGUGCAGAAUAAAUUUGAGUUAUGAA